AUGUCCGCCACGAUGACCGUCACGAUGCCGAUCGCCCGACCGUUGCAGCCACCGGUCGGCUCGGAUAUUGACUUUGGCGCUCAGAUUGACAAUAUUGAUCUGGAGACGCUGACUGAUGAACAAUUCGCCGCCAUUCGCAAGACACUAUACGAGAAACACGUCGUGGUGUUCAAGAAUCAGCACAAACUCACCCCGAAAGCACAAUAUGAGCUCACGAAGCGCUUCGACCCAGUCUCCGAGAACUAUGGCCACGGGAAAACCAUCGACGCAAAACGCAGCAUCCUGCAUCCCGACCUGAAAACCGUCCCUCAUCAACCUCAGGUGCAGAUCAUUGGAAACGGCUUCGUGCCUUCAUACGAAGGGCUGAAGAAUGUGCAGCUGAGACAUCCCCACCACCGAACAUUCCACAAAGACCACAUCCCCGACGAGCAAGACUAUGAUUUCACCCGGUUCUACCGGUGGCACAUCGAUGCUGCAUUGUACGAUCUGUACCCACCACAGGUGACUACUCUGCUGGCCGUCAAUGUGCCCAAAGGCCGUCGCCAGACACUUUUGUACGAUGACGGUAGCAACGAGACCAUGGAUGUGCCCCUUGGAACCACCGCCUUCGUGAGUGGACAGCGAAUGUAUGAGCUGCUCUCGCCCGAAGACCAGGAGUUUGUGCGCACGAGCAAGAUUGAAUAUGCUCCUCACCCGUAUAUCUGGAUGAGUCCCGCACGCUCUCGAUCCACCGGGCUCGGCAUGCACUCAGAAGGCCUCGAACUACCAGAUUCCGAGCUGCCCGAGAUCGACCAAAAGAAGAUUAUGGUCUUCCCAAUGUGCUGGAAGAACCCAGAAUCGGGGAAACUCGCCCUGCAGAUCCACCCCUCUGCCGUACGCAAGAUCCACUGUGCCGACGGGACAGUGAUUGACGACUUGGAGCGUGUGCGUGAUAUUGUGUAUAAGCUGCAGCGACCGGCCAUCAGCCCUCAAUAUGUGUAUCCACAUGACUGGGAAGAUGGCGACCUGGUCUUGUUUAAUAACCGAGGCGUGUUGCAUUCUGUGGUUGGCGCAUUCAAGCCGGACGAGGUGCGCUUGUUCCGACAGUGUAACUUGGCUGCAUCGGAGCCGCCUGUUGGGCCUUGA
This is a messenger RNA of Penicillium argentinense, 1125 nucleotides long. RefSeq names its product TauD/TfdA family dioxygenase. NCBI's taxonomy places the organism in Eukaryota, Fungi, Ascomycota, Eurotiomycetes, Eurotiales, Aspergillaceae. Gene Ontology annotation, molecular function: oxidoreductase activity. The record is from RefSeq and is a predicted model, not a curated record. The transcript is spliced from 3 exons. Bases 1 to 1125 code for a protein of 374 amino acids.